UAAAUGGAUAAAUAAAUAAACAAGUAAAUAAACUACAUCAGAAAGGAUUCAAAGAAAAUUUAUUCAGAGAAAUAUACUUGGAAGAAUUCUGAGAAAAACUACAGGUUUAUCUAUCAGCCAAUAUCCCGUUCUAGUUGUGCAUUUUUACACAAACAUAAACAUACCUCAAAAAUAUAUAACCACACGCUCAUACACUGUCACGCACACACAGACACAUACACACAGAAGCAGAAAUAUAUAUCCAUACUCAUAAAUAUACACAUACCUCACAUACACGUAGUAACUCUCAUAGAGACAGAAUAAUAAUCUCAGUGUCUGACAUCGAACUGCCAUAGAAUAUUAAACGGAAGAAAGAGAAACUAAAAAUUAGAUCUACGAAAUCAUGAUUAACAUUGGUAGCGUUCCGGUUUUUUCCGUCAUCAUGGAAGCAGAGUUAACCGCAAUGAGGACAGCGAACAAACACUAUUCUAUGCUAUCUCUUUUGAUCGUUCUCUUGCUGAUAACAACACUACCGAUCCAAAUUUUGACCAAGGAAGAGACAUUCAAGUCACAGAACUGUUUGUAUGCAUUCAACCUUGAUAAAAAUUUCCUGCAGAUCGCGUGUGGCCAGGGAAGCGCGUCCAACUUUACGCUCGAAAAGGCUCAAUCUCCGCAAGACAACAGCAAAGACCGUGAUAAGUUGCCUGAUGCUGUGGACGUGUCCUACACACCGUCAGGGAAAGCGUAUGCGAUACGGCGAGCGAUCAAACGUAAUGUGGAGGUGCCACAGAUCUUCUUCACUGUACCGGAUAAUGAAACACAACCUGACACUCCCGACUUGGAGUGGAUACGAAACAAUUCGAUAAGAUUUCUUCAAAUAGAGAAUAAACUAAUAUCCUUUGUCAGCGUAUUAAACAAUGUAAGCAAGACCCUCAAAGAUGGCAACCUAGGGUUGAAAAGACGCUUGAGAAAACUUGUGGAGAUACAAAACGGAGCGGUGUUUUUCCCGACAGAAAGUAACGAAAUGUACGUGUCCUAUCUUCAAAACCAACAGCAUUAUCUUACCUCACAGUUUACUCUCCAGAACCAUCUUUUGACUGAUUUGACCACUACACUGACAUCAAUGUCGGAGUUCACGCGCAUCGUUUUAGAUAAGCUUCUGACUGUCACCGAGGAACAGGAGAAAGGCGUGCAAUAUUUGGGCAGAACACUUGUAGCAAUCAAAGAUGAUAUGACUUCUAGUAAAGAGAGAUAUCAACCAACGUCUGCUAACAUUAAAUUUCAAGAUAAAUGCAAUGCUGAAACAGUUGUUGGGAUUGGUCAAAUGGUAAACGAUAUCAAUGUUGGUGUAAGACAAGGUGCCAUAAUGCGAGAUGUCAUACCUGAAAACUACGGUAAAACUUGGCUGAUGUAUGGGCAUUCAGGCAGCAAUACAUUAGUCGAGUACGAUUCAGAAUUAGCCUUCAUUCACGAACUGGUCAGUAAAACAUAUGAACUACCGUUUUAUUGUGAAGGCACCGGUCAGGUUGUAUACAAAAACGCGCUCUAUUGUUUGAAAGCGAAAACAAAUAUAAUGAUUCGCUAUGAUCUCGGUGGGUCAGCUUUCAUCGACGAAUACCCGCUAGAAGGAGCUGGGGUGCAUAACGUAUACCCUUAUCAAAACAACAUAUUGAGUGAUGUCGAUUUCGCUGUCGACGAGUUUGGUCUAUGGGUCACGUACUCCACUGUCGAAGCUGACGGCAAGCUGGUUGUUAGCAAACUAAACGAAAAUACUAUGAUCUUAGAAGAGGUAUGGUUAACAAACUUUCCAAAGAAAUUACUCUUGAAUUCGUUUAUAGUAUGCGGGGUCUUAUACGGAGUCGAAGCACCACCGUCUUCACACGCAUUUGUUCGUUAUAAAUAUGACACCCGAACAGGAAUCGAUAGUGUGUUAGGCGCUAAAGAUAUGAUCCUUCCAAUUGUGAACCACGACGUUAGGGUGAAUGUGGCAAUGAUGGAUUAUAACGCCUUACAGAAAGUUCUACACGUCUGGAAUAACUUCGGUCACGUGGAAACUUAUCCGGUAUUAUUUAAAACUAAGGAAUAAUCUCUACUCGUUAUGUUUGCAAAACAUACAUCAUAUAUAGAAGAUUAUGUAUUUCUUUAUGCUUUUUAUCUUUAAGCCUAAUUUUGUUUUUGGCGUCGUUACACGGAAUAAUCAAAUGCAUAUAUAAAUAAUACACAAGGCUUGAGAUAAAGAAGAUAUUUUCAAUAUUAACCUGGUAUACAAAAAAAAAAAAAAUACCCAAGAAAAAACAAGAAAAGCAAAACAAAAACAAAA
Molecule: messenger RNA, 2299 nt
Organism: Octopus bimaculoides (California two-spot octopus)
Lineage: Eukaryota; Metazoa; Mollusca; Cephalopoda; Octopoda; Octopodidae
Product: noelin-2
Biological process (GO): signal transduction
Source: RefSeq, a predicted model, not a curated record